UCAAAUCUUGUGCGCAGAGGAAUGGGUGAACGAGAAAAUGAAGGUCCUUGAAGAAGGUUUUUUGAUUAUUUAAUUUUUAGUUUAACGCCUUGAUUUGCGCACUAUAUAAUGUAGGAAGUUGACUUGCGUAGAUUUCCUCUACAAGGUCAUAUAUAAAGAGAAUGCCUUCCUCGAUAUACUUCGCCUUCUGUUUCCUCUCAGCGUACCUGCAUGUCGCCGCCACCCAGGGGAACGACUUGGAGCUGUCCAUCCCCCCACAGGACACCUCCUGCAACAAGCUGUCCCAGAUCGAGGAGAUCCCCGUCACCGGUCAGCUGACGAUCAGGUCGAAGGAACUGAUCAAACACAACCCCCACUCGUAUUUCGUGUUUGAGGUCUCUCAACCAGGCAGCCCGUACAUGGAGACGUGUCACAUAGCCUUCGCCAACUGUACGCAUGAAAGAGGCAGACAGUGCUACUGUUUCUCCCUGGAUAAAGUCAACUACGACGUGGUCUACGUCCAUAAGGCUGGGCUCAAUGAGCAGAAGACCUGGGUCAGGCUCUCCUGGUUGUCGGUGACAGGGAAGAAGCUGUUGGAUCCACAGGAGGGGAAUGUUGCCCAUUCGUAUAACAUCAAGGAAGUGCCAGGAAUGAACGGAAACAUCACUCUCAACGGCGGAGAACUGGACUUGAGCAGCGAGUGCACCUUCGGCCAGUACCUCAUGGACAAGAACACCUUCUACGCCUGCUGCCCCUCGAAGGUCAGCCCCUGUCACGUGGAGAUCACGUACGGCGAUCAGAACGUGGCCAGGGAGCACUGCGUGAUGAUCACGGACGUGAGCAAGGAGGAGUUGAAAAGCUAUUUCAAGCUGGAGUUCUUCAUUUGCAACUACUAUAGAAAGAUUUUUCAUUGCUAUGAAUUCCCAGUGAUGAAUUUGCAAGGUUUUGUGGAGGAUCUGACAACAGACAACACCCAGUCUGUGCUGAUGUUUACCAUGGUGGGGAUCAUCAUCAUCUGUUUGGUGGUGGCGGUGACACUCUACUACAAGGAAAGGAUAAAAGUCAAGCAAAGAUCUGGUGGUUAAACAAUUUUGUUCGAAGACCCUAAGGUUAGAUCGCUGCCAGCUUGCGUGAGCCUUUCGUCUUGCCAGAUAAGCUGAGGAAAAAACAAGCCAAGUUCUGAAUUAUAAAAAAAAGGAUAUUAUUUUAGUCCAAGAAAUUUCUAAUUUUCAAGUGUCAUCAUCUUGUCCGGAAUAAUAAUAUAAUUCUGGAAAUUAUCUUUAAAAGAGUUAAAGUCUAUUUUAUUUCAAGAAUGAAUAUAAAAAAUAAAUAAACAUCUUAUAACA
This is a messenger RNA of Physella acuta, 1325 nucleotides long. RefSeq lists its product as uncharacterized. The record is from RefSeq and is a predicted model, not a curated record. NCBI's taxonomy places the organism in Eukaryota, Metazoa, Mollusca, Gastropoda, Physidae.